Molecule: messenger RNA, 1412 nt
Organism: Urocitellus parryii (Arctic ground squirrel)
Lineage: Eukaryota; Metazoa; Chordata; Mammalia; Rodentia; Sciuridae
Source: RefSeq, a predicted model, not a curated record
CGCAGGUGACAUGUUGCUGAGGGAAGCGGCCUGAGGAAAGGCGUAGCUCUCAAGAAGAGGAACCACUUGUGUUUUUUUGCAGCCGGGAAUCCUGGUGGCAGUCACUCUGAUGACUGCAACUAAGGCAGACUGGGUUGAAGCCAGGGUGAGAGACAGAUGUGGCCUCGGGAAGAAUGGUCCCCUUUGACUUCAGUGGCUGGAUUUCUGGUAGGUCAUGCUUUAGGACAAGAUGUACUGUUGAAGCAUCAUCUGCUUUGAUUCACAAACAGUGGAGCUUUUCAACUGGUACUCUCCCACCCCUACAGCUUAUUGAACUUAUGAAACCAUGGCGGAAGGAGAGACGGAGUUACCUGGGUCGAAAAAGUGUGGCCCAUAUAUCUCAUCUGUCACUAGCCAGAGUGUGAACUUGAUGAUUCGAGGAGUAGUCCUUUUUUUUAUUGGAGUAUUUCUUGCGUUAGUGUUAAAUUUGCUUCAGAUUCAGAGAAAUGUGACACUCUUUCCACCCGAUGUGAUUGCAAGCAUCUUUUCUUCUGCAUGGUGGGUACCACCAUGCUGUGGCACAGCUUCAGCUGUGAUUGGGUUAUUAUACCCCUGCAUUGACAGGCAUCUAGGAGAACCACAUAAAUUUAAAAGAGAGUGGUCCAGUGUAAUGCGGUGUGUAGCUGUCUUUGUUGGUAUAAAUCAUGCCAGUGCUAAAGUGGAUUUUGAUAACAACAUACAAUUGUCUCUCACACUGGCUGCACUAUCCAUUGGACUGUGGUGGACUUUUGAUAGAUCUAGAAGUGGUUUUGGUCUUGGAGUAGGAAUCGCUUUCUUGGCAACUGUGGUCACUCAACUGCUAGUCUAUAAUGGUGUUUAUCAAUAUACAUCUCCAGACUUUCUGUAUGUUCGUUCUUGGUUACCUUGUAUUUUUUUUGCUGGAGGCAUAACAAUGGGAAAUAUUGGUCGACAACUUGCAAUGUUGUCUGAUACACAAGAGCAAAAAUCUUCCGAGUAUUCUGUCAUCACAUGUCACUCCUAGAUCUUCUGGGAAUGUCUGCUCAACCAAAGUAUGACAGUGGCAGUUCUGCUGUGAAACAAUCUUUCUGCAUGUACAAAAGCUGGAGAUUUUCAGCAGGACAUUACAGAAAGACAAAGUGCUACCCCAUCACCUUAGGGUCAGUUGGAUGCACCUGGUAUGCAAAGUCUCUGCUCACUUGGCUUGGGAAAUCUGCAGACUGACAAAUUUAAGAUGAAGCUUAAAACUGUUUACCAAGACAAAUCUUUGUGGAAUUUUCAAUGCCUUAGACCUGGUGCACGUCAAGAUCAUGCCUGUCCAAGUGAAAACAAACCAGUACAUGUUGCAGAUCUUUCCAGAAUGUAUGUAAAAUUCACUUUAAAAUUGAGUCAGGUUGAGACUUUUUUUUCCUAAA